Mauremys mutica (yellowpond turtle) is the source of this 8466-nucleotide messenger RNA. RefSeq names its product tensin 3 (gene TNS3). Gene Ontology annotation, molecular function: phosphatase activity; protein binding. The transcript is spliced from 33 exons. Gene Ontology annotation, biological process: dephosphorylation. NCBI's taxonomy places the organism in Eukaryota, Metazoa, Chordata, Testudines, Geoemydidae. Bases 12 to 4742 code for a protein of 1576 amino acids. The record is from RefSeq and is a predicted model, not a curated record.
AGGCUGAGAUCAUGAUUCAGGCUGACAAGAGUUCGUCUGGAGGAUUGGCUGUUGGACAAGCUGAGCCUGAAAACCUCGCUUCGAGUUCUCACACUUUCAAAAACAAGACCUUUAAAAAACCCAAAGACUGUAGUAUCUGCAAACAAGCCAUUGACAGCCAAGGCAUUUCCUGCAGAGUUUGCAAGUAUGCCUGCCACAAGAAAUGUGAAGCAAAGGUGGUGAAACCCUGCUUCCUGCCAAUCAACUACGAACUGCCUGAUAACUCUGAGACCUUUAUGAGUCAUGUAACCAGAACUACUUCCGGCAGUUUUUCAAAAAGCUCAUCUUUCUGUUGUGACAAAGUAUCACAAAGUGCAGACUUUGAUCACAUUAUGGAGGAGGGCUAUGAACUUGACCUGACUUACAUCACUGAGCGGAUCAUUGCUGUAUCCUUCCCUGCCAGCUGUUCAGAGGAAACAUAUGUGCACAACCUGCAAGAUGUAACCCGAAUGCUCAAAUCCAAACAUGGAGAUAAUUACCUGGUGUUAAACCUUUCUGAAAAAAGAUAUGACCUUACCAAGCUUAACCCAAAGAUUAUGGAUGUGGGUUGGCCUGACCUUCAUGCACCUCCCCUUGAUAAGAUGUGCACCAUCUGCAAGGCUAUGGAAUCAUGGUUGAACAGCGACCCUCAGCAUGUGGUGGUGAUCCAUUGCAGAGGUGGAAAAGGAAGGAUAGGAGUAGUGAUAUCAUCCUAUAUGCACUUCACCAAUGUUUCUGCCAGCGCUGAUCAGGCUCUAGACAGAUUUGCUAUGAAGAAAUUCUUCGAUGAUAAAGUUUCAACUUUAAUGCAGCCAUCCCAAAAAAGAUAUGUGCACUUCUUAAGUGGCCUUCUAUCUGGAUCUGUGAAAAUGAACACGACCCCACUCUUCCUGCACUUUGUCAUCCUUCAUGGCAUCCCAAGCUUUGAUGCUGGAGGAGUUUGUCGGCCCUUUCUAAAGAUCUACCAGGCUAUGCAGCCAGUUCAUACAUCAGGAAUAUACAGUGUAGGGCCAGAAAAUCAAAGCAGAAUCUGCAUUGCUAUUGAGCCAGCCCAGCUAUUGAAGGGAGAUAUUAUGCUGAAGUGUUAUCACAAAAAAUAUCGAUCGGCCACCCGUGAUGUCGUUUUCCGCCUGCAGUUUCACACAGGUGCCGUUCAGGGCUAUGGUCUGGUAUUUGGCAAAGAGGACUUGGACAAUGCUAACAAAGAUGACCGCUUCCCUGAUUAUGGGAAAAUUGAAUUGGUUUUUUCAGGAACCCCAGAGAAAAUCCAAGGAUGUGAACACCUGAAGAAUGACCAUGGAGUGAUAGUUGACUACAAUACCUCAGAUCCACUGAUCCGCUGGGAUUCCUAUGAAAACAUGAGCCCUGAUGGUGAAGUGCUCCACACCCAGGGUCCUAUUGAUGGCAGUCUUUAUGCUAAAGUGAGGAAGAAGAGCUCUUCAGAUACUAGCAUCCCCAGUGGAGCCCAUGGGGUUCCUGUGAUCAGCAGCCCGGAUCACAGUGACCAUACUCUCUCUGUCAGCAGUGAUUCAGGACACUCAACAACUUCUAUAAGGACGGACAAGACCGAGGAGCAUCCAGCACCGGGAAUCAAACGGGGCCUGAGCCCACAAGAGAAGGCAGAGCUGGACCAGCUACUUAGUGGUUUCGGCCUAGAAAACUCAGUCAGUCCCCUCAAGGAUAUGACUGAUGCCCAAAGCAAGUACAGUGGGACUCGCCACAUAGUGCCAGCUCAGGUUCAUGUGAACGGACACACCAAACUGAAGGAUAGGGAGACGGAUAUUCUGGAUGAUGAGAUGCCCAGCCAUGACCUUCACAGUGUGGACAGCAUCGGGACACUGUCCUCCUCUGAAGGGCAGCACUCAGCCCACCUUGGAAACUUCAGCUGCCACAAGAGCAGUCAGAAUUCGCUGCUCUCGGAUGGCUUUGGAAGCAACCCUGGAGAGGACCACCACAAUGCUCUGGCCCCAGACCUGGGAAUAGGUGUGGACCCCCUGUAUGAAAGAUCAUUUGGAAGUGGUGAGCCUAAGCAAUCCCAGCAGCUGCAAAGGAAUCCUCCUGUUUCCGCUCAGCCUCAGGCUUAUGGCCCUAGUAACUACUCUACCCAGACUUGGGUGCGCCAACAGCAGAUGGUCACUGCUCACCAAUACACCUACUCCCCCGAGAGUGAAGUAAGGCUUGGCAUUCCUAGCACUGUAGAGAAUUCAGGCAAUGUGCAGAGCCAACCCAGAAUCCCUGACACACCUACCCGGGGAUCCAGCAGCAGAGACGCUGUGCAGCGGGGGAUAGGGACUGUGCCAAGUUCCAGUGAAGUAGCAGAACACCCAGUGCCUGAGGCUUUUAAAUCCAGAUUAGUAGCUGAGAAAGACACAAAUGGCCUGGCUUUAGGAGUGAAUGUCGAGGACCUGCCAUCCUCUCCUACUCUUGAUAUCGAUCAGUCAAUUGAGCAGCUGAAUCGGCUGAUCUUGGAACUGGACCCUACAUUUGAACCUAUCCCAACCCGCAUGAACACAGUCUCCAGGGACACGAGUCAAGUGAAUGGCUUCACCAGCCCUGAUGGGGAUGUGGGAGGGCUCAGCGUGAGCCCUGGGUUCCGUGAGAAAGGAGAGGUCACAAACAGGAAUCUUUCCCGGCAUGGUUCACCAGGAGACGAGUCAGGGGGAAGAAUAAGGAAGUUAAGUCUUGGACAGUAUGACAAUGACGUUCCAGGGCAGCCAUCAUAUACCAGGUGUGGCUGGAUGAAAUCUACUGCUAUAGACCAAGCUGUAAAUCCAGGAUCACUAAUUGCUGUAGGGGAGACCAAAGAGAUGGAUGUGGCACGUUACCAGGAAGACCUAGAUGAAGUAGACAGGGGAAUCUUCUCACCAACCAAAAAUGAGAAUGAAGCUGUUCCACCAACCCCAGCUUUUCCAGUGUCACCAGAGACACCAUAUGUGAAAUGCCCCCCACAUUACCGCCAAAUGAGUCCAUCUGGCCAACAGAUCAGUAGCCCGCCUGAGAUGUACAGAACUGGGCAUGAAUCUCGAAGUUACACGGAAGGCCUUAACCACUCGGUUGUGAUGACUGACAGCACCAUGGGCACCAAUCCCACUUUGCUGAGGACUGACAUGAAGACAGCUCCUUCGUGUCAGCGGCCUUUUGUAUCUGCAUGCGCCAUUUCCAGUAAUAGCCCCAUCCCAACCGGAGAAAGCCCUUCUGCAACUGAAUGCCACUGGCUAGAAAGCAACGCUAAGUCCACCGCUUCACCCCAGCUCACAGCUGGUCUACAGGGGAACAUCAGGCCUACAGGAAAUUACCUUGUGUCCUCAGAAUUUUCAAGCCCCAUUCAGGACAGCUCGCUCUUGUCCCAUUUCCAAUCCCCAGGAUUGCAAGUCAUCUCUUUGAACAGCCGAGAGGAUUCGUCCUUAGACCAGCAACAAGAACCUGCUGCCCAUCCCAGUGCCCGGGCCUACCUGAACUAUGGUGGGACCAGCGUAAGCAGUAGCCCACCACUGGAGGAGAAACAACCUGUUUUCAUGGCCAAUACUAGCAGCUCUCCCAAAACUAUGAGCUCACCACUGGCAAGUACAGCGGACAAUGGCUUUUUGGCCCACAACUUGCUUACAAUGGCCUCUGGACACAAUAGCCAGAGCAGCACAAUUCAACAGCACCAUGGAAUGAACCUGCACCCACAGCCACCUCUUCCAGAGAAGAAGAGGACUUCUGAGGGAGACCGUUCUUUUGGCUCCAUCUCUCCUUCUUCAAGUGGCUUCUCCAGCCCUCAUAGUGGGAGCACGAUCAGCAUUCCAUUCCCAAAUGUCCUUCCAGACUUUUCAAAAAUUUUAAGCACUUCCCCUUUGCCAGAAAACCCAGGCGAUAAACACGUGACUGUAAAAUUUGUCCAAGAUACAUCCAAGUUCUGGUACAAGCCAGAUAUUUCAAGAGAACAAGCCAUUGCCGUUCUGAAGGACAAGGAACCAGGGUCAUUCAUUGUUCGAGACAGCCAUUCUUUCAGGGGAGCCUAUGGCCUGGCAAUGAAAGUUGCUACACCUCCUCCUUCAGUGCUGCAGUUAAACAAGAAAGCUGGGGAUUUGUCAAAUGAGCUUGUCAGGCAUUUUCUGAUUGAAUGCACCCAUAAAGGAGUGCGAUUGAAAGGAUGUCCUAACGAGCCAUAUUUUGGGAGUUUGACAGCUUUGGUGUAUCAACAUUCCAUUACUCCUCUGGCAUUACCCUGCAAACUACUCAUCCCAGACAGAGAUCCCUUGGAGGAGAUUGCAGAAACAGCUCCACAGACUGCUGCAAACUCGGCAGCAGAGCUCCUAAAGCAGGGUGCAGCAUGCAAUGUUUGGUAUCUGAACUCUGUGGAAAUGGAGUCCCUCACAGGCUAUCAGGCAGUGCAGAAAGCCCUGAGCAUAACACUGAUGCAAGAUCCUCCUCCCAUCUCUACUGUUGUCCAUUUCAAGGUGUCUGCUCAGGGGAUCACACUGACAGAUAAUCAAAGAAAACUCUUUUUCCGAAGACAUUAUCCAGUGAACUCUGUUAUCUUCUGUGCUUUGGAUCCACAGGACAGAAAAUGGAUGAAAGAGGGACCUUCUGCAAAAGUGUUUGGAUUUGUUGCAAGGAAGCAAGGCAGCGCCACAGAUAACGUGUGCCACCUGUUUGCAGAGCAUGAUCCAGAGCAACCUGCCAGUGCCAUUGUGAACUUUGUAUCAAAGGUCAUGAUUGGUUCCCAAAAGAAAAUCUGAAUCCUUCCUAGCCUUUGGUUCAGAGCUCUUCACUGACUUGAGGGAAAGCAGCGUGGGAGAAAAAGCAUUCUUGGGAGUUUGCAGCUACAUUAUCCAAACCUAACCGUUCCCAAGAAGGAAAGCAGAGGAUGUUCCAUCUGCAUAACGUUACAAAGAGUGUGAUCCUUUCUUUGAAGAUGCCUCUGACCUAUCAAAGCAUUGUGUUUUUACAUCAAAGGGCAAAUUGUGAGUGAAUGCAGAUGGAUGACACCAAAACCUGCAUAAUCCAUAUCUGAAUUAAACAGAGAAGACAGGCUUUAUAGUGCAGGGUUUUAAUUAUAUUUUCACGCACCAUUUUCCAUCUUGUAUCAGAAAAGGAAGAAUUUGCCAACUCAUUAGAUCAUGCUUUUUUUUUUUUUUCUGUAGGAAAAUUUAUUAGAACCACAUGCAGUCUCUUACUUAGACACUUGCCACAGUUGCAUCAGUGGUAGCUAUAGCCCUGGCAAACCGAUGCUCUUAAGAGAGUGGUGGUUUGUGAAGGACCAUUUGCUCUUCCCUUCAUCUUUAUAUGAUAAUGGUGGGAGUUGACUGAGAAGGGGGAAGAUGUAUGUUAGGGAAGGUUAGUGCAGGUUGAUUUCUUUUAAGAAGCGUGCAGAGACAUGGAUUUUUCAGGGAGAUUACUCCACGUUUAGUAUAAAGAAGGCUGAGUUUAUUUCGCUUGUAUAAUUUUAAAUGGGAGAGGGAUAACUAAAAUGAGUCAUGUGGAGAAAGAUUGAUGUAUUCUGUUAAUGGUGUUUUUGUUAUUAUUUUUAUAUGAAGAGUUAAGCAGGAAAGAUGCUGUAUUUUAAUAAUCACAGGAUAAAAAUGAGGGAAAAGCAAAGAAGAAAAUGAUUUUAUAUAAUUUAUAUUUUUGCCUCUGCCAGAUUAUUUAUAGUAGAUAUCAAAUCUUGAUAUAUUAUAUGAGUGUUCUUAUAGUAAAGCCAUUUAUGAUCUUUGCCUUCUUAGUUUUAUUUUGCAUAAGUAUAGUAUGUCGCAUGUGCCUUUCUAUAGAAUAGAGUUUCGUAUUUAGGCUCUUGUUUUACAGUAUUAAACCACUUCCCAGCUCAUGUAUCUCUGAAAUAAUGCUUUGACUAUGAAAUCGGUCCUCCCUCCUCAAAGUUUCUUCCAUACAUAGGUUCUUUUCAACAGUUUUUUUUUAAUGAAAGGUGGGGUUUUGUUUUUUGUUAUUCAAUUUGUAUGAAUUGGUGUUACAUUUUAUAGGUGAAUUUUUAAAAUCAUUUCUUGAGUCAAGAAAUCCAAAAGGGAAAAGAAUAUUUUUUGUUACUCUUACCCAUGUCCAAGACAAUCUGUCACACGUGUCCUUCAUAUGACCAAGUAAGCCAACAUAGUGGCAUCUGUAUUUUAUAAAACUAAAUGUUAUUCUGUAGUUAGUUUUAUAACAUAAAUAUACAUACACCUCUACCCCGAUAUAACACUGUCCUCAGGAGCCAAAAAAUCUUACUGUGUUAUAGGUGAAACCGUGUUAUAUGGAAUUUUCCUUGAUACGCUGGAGUGCGCACCCCCCCCCCAGCACGCGUUAUAUCCAAAUUCGUGUUAUAUCGGGCCGCGUUAUAUCGGGGUAGAGGUGUACUGUAUAGUAGGGUAGGUGACUUGUAGUAAUUUUCUGUGAGAGCGGAGGGCCCAUUUGAAGUCUAUUGCAAAAUUCCCAUUCACCCAAAGGGAACAGGAUCAGGCCCAGAAACAGGAAUUGGAAGUUACAGACAACUGAAAUUCCCAAUUGUUUGACAUGCCAAACAUUUCUGUUCCUUCGGUUUGAGGGCUAAAUCUACACAUCAGUGAUCUGAUGUAUAAAAUGGUGCAGUGUUCUGUGCACACAGUCACAAGACACAGUGGGCUGAGUGGUAACUAUCCCCAUUUUGAGACUUAAAUUGCUUCAAUCUCUUUUUACCAGACGAUAGUUAGGCGGGAUAGGAAAAAUUAUAGAGUUGGCUUAAAUAACAAAUUCCCACCUAUCCUGAUCCAAAACCCAUUUGUGUGUGUUUCUGUAGUUAGUUUUAUAACAUAAAUAUACAUACACCUCUACCCCGAUAUAACACUGUCCUCAGGAGCCAAAAAAUCUUACCGUGUUAUAGGUGAAACCGUGUUAUAUGGAAUUUUCCUUGAUACGCAGCAGUGCGCAGCCCCCCCCCCCCUCCCACCACACACAGGUUGUUCUAACUUUUAUUAACAGCCUUCUUUUUUUAGAAUUAGAAGAACCACAGGCACCUUAUGCAGGGGCCAAGGACAAAAUUUGAUACCAAAUAAUUUGUAUAACCAUGAAUUCAGUGUAAAUAAUUGUAUACUUUUGUAUGGGGGCUUUGGGCAAAAUUACAAGUGGCUUACAUUAGUAACAGUGAGAAUUGUAUGUAUAUAGAAAGGUUAGGCAGUUCAAAGUAAAGCUACCAUUCAAGCAACAAUGGCAAGUGCCUCUGAUUUGUACCAAAUACUUUCAUUCUUCCAUCAAACAGGUUGAUUAAUCAAACAAUGUUUUCGUACCAUCUAAAAAGAAUUCAGUGAGAUUGUUUAUUUGGUAACCUUCAUUUCUUUCAAAAACAUUGUGACCAGUGGCCCAAGUAGGAAUUCUGGUGGGUUCCAUUAGAAUAAACAAAUUGGUCUCUGUUGGUUACUGUUGGUCUCUUUUGGUUUCAUUUCCAUAUCCUCAGGAACCAGAAGGCUAAUAGAUCCAUUACUCGAUUUUGAAACCUAUCUGGCCAGCUGGAACUUACUGAAUAUUCUCAACUGAAAUUUCUCCUACGUUCCAGCUGGAGGUUCUUCAUUGGGGACAUGAGUGGAGUCACACCCGCACUCAGUCUAACCCAUUGUGUGAAUUAUGGCUCUCAGAUUCUGUGUGAAAUAAGUUAAGUUUGACUGUGUCUCCAUAAAAGCUGGUGUCAACUGCUGCACAGUCUUUGGCCCCACUCUGCUGAGGAUGGAAAGUUUGAUUUCAGUAAACAGGCUUUGCAGUUGUGGGCCUUAUUCUGCAUUCCUUGUGAAAUCUGAAUGCCUAUUGAAUUUGGUGGGCAUUUAGGAGCACUAGGAAUUCAGAUCUGGGCUCUUCAAGGUGCUUACCUGGGAACUUAGGUUGUGCUGAGUAAUGGGAAGGAGGAAAUUGCCAUAGUUACUAAGAGACCCUCUCUAAUGUGUGUUCCUUUUUAUGGUAUAUUAUCACAUGCUUUGUUUUCAUAUGGAAUAUAUUUAAAAACACAAAGCAAAAUAGUACAGUAAAUAUAAUUGUGUAGUAUAUACAUAAACACAUUCAUAAAACUUUGGUUCAUGGUAAAUACAUGACUAAAUAGUAUAGCACUUUCCUUCUAAGGAUUUUGAUAGAUGUGUAUAUGCAGUCUCAUAAGUAAUGCCAGCAAGUUGCCACAUGUAUUUAGCCUCGCUCCUAUUAACCUGCUUGUUAAAUGUGCUACUAUAAUCUUACAGUGUUAAACUACAAAAAUGCCGAAAGCCAUGUUUUUAAAGGUUUUUAAUUAAAUGGUUCCCAUGUAUCCAACAGUAUCAUUAAAAUUUUAAUGUUUCCUUCUCUGCCUUACCUAUUAGUGAACAUUUUUUGCCUUUUUCUUGAAACUGUAAAAUACAAAAACAAAAAGUAUCCAGUAUGUAAAUGAAUGUUCUAUAAAUUCUUUGUAUAGUCAUUUUCUCUGCUCUUUAAAUAUCACCUCUAUUCAGAUUAUAAUAAAAUUAUAAAUUUGAAAUCUCA